AUGGGUAAUUGCACUUCUUCAAACAAAAAAUCAAAAGAUAUGGGUAUUAGUUCACAAUCACUAAACCCAAAAAGAAAAUUGAAUUUCUUUCAUGAUAACGAUCAUAAAAACACAAAAACAACUAAAACUUUUAAACGACCAAAGAAAAUUCAUAAAGCUAUUAUCAGCCUUCCAUCAAACUUUCAGCAUACUGGACACAUCGGAAUUGCCGAAAUGCGUAGUGGAAAAGUUGAUCCUGAAAGAGUUAAAACUCAAAUGGCAGAAGUUGCUGCUGCUUUACUUACCAUCACAUCAUCAAUUUCAUCACAAAAUAAACCGGUAGUGAAUCCAAUGGAUGAAGUAAUGGCUGCUUUGAAAAUGCCUGCUGAUGGAAAUUUAAAUGAUUUUAUUAUAAAUAAUUCCAAUGAUUUAAAGGUCGCUUGA
Messenger RNA from Cetraspora pellucida, 423 nucleotides. The record is from the annotation of a GenBank genome assembly. NCBI's taxonomy places the organism in Eukaryota, Fungi, Glomeromycota, Glomeromycetes, Diversisporales, Gigasporaceae.